CCUUUCACUUCCUCUCAAGGAGGGAGAGAGAGUAAGGCUACGCCCUAGCCGACCCACGGCUGGCUUCGCGUCACAGGAACUUCAGCACCCACGGGGCGGACAGCGCUCUCCCCCACCUGAGGACCUGACUCUGGAGCUCCCGGAGCCUUCCUAAUCCCUUUACUGAGUAGCGGCGCGGAGCUCCCCGGGCCGCUGGGUCCCUGCUACUCUUCCUCCCCUCACCCGCCCUCCUAGCUCUUCCUGUUUUUACUCCUCCUUUUCAUUCAUAACAAAAGCCACAGCUCUGGGAGUCCGGCGCCAGGCUGUUUCUGAAGCCAAGCGUGGAAGAAUGGGGUUCCUUUGGACCGGCACUUGGAUUCUGGUGUUGGUGCUCCAAAGCAGCCCAAUUCAAGCUUUUCCCAAGCCGGGAGGCAGUCAAGAAAAAUCCCUACAUAAUAGAGAAUUAAGUGCAGAAAGACCUUUGAAUGAACAGAUUGCUGAAGCAGAAGCAGACAAGAUUAAAAAAACAUACCCUCCAGAAAACAAGCCAGGUGAAAGCAAUUAUUCCUUUGUUGAUAACUUGAACCUGCUAAAGGCAAUAACAGAAAAGGAAAAAACUGAGAAAGAAAGACAAUCCAUUAGAAGCUCCCCAUAUGAUAAUAAAUUAAAUGUGGAAGACGCCGAUUCAACCAAGAAUCGAAGACUGAUUGAUGAUUAUGAUUCUACUAAGAGUGGACUGAAUCAUAAAUUUCAAGAUGAUCCAGACGGCCUUCAUCAACUAGAUGGAACUCCUUUAACUGCUGAAGACAUCGUCCAGAAAAUUGCUACCAGGAUUUAUGAGGAAAAUGACAGAGGAGUAUUUGAUAAGAUUGUUUCUAAACUGCUGAAUCUUGGCCUCAUCACAGAAAGCCAGGCACACACACUAGAAGAUGAAGUAGCAGAGGUUUUACAGAAAUUGAUCUCAAAGGAAGCCAACACUUAUGAGGAGGAACCCAAUAAACCGACAAGCGUGACUGAAAGUCAGGCUGGAAAAAUACCAGAGAAAGUGGCAAUGGAGACUCCAAUGGCAACAAUUCAAGAUGGUUUUACUAAUGGACAAAAUGAUGAAACAGUAUCUAAUACCUUAACCUUGACAAAUGGCUUGGAAAGGAGAACUAAAAUCUACAAUGAAGACAACUUUGAGGAACUCCAAUAUUUCCCAAACUUCUAUGCACUACUGAAAAGUAUUGAUUCAGAAAAAGAGGCAAAAGAGAAAGAAACACUGAUUACUAUCAUGAAGACAUUGAUUGACUUUGUGAAGAUGAUGGUAAAGUAUGGCACAAUAUCUCCAGAAGAAGGUGUUUCCUAUCUUGAAAACUUGGAUGAAACUAUUGCUCUUCAGACCAAGAACAAGCUAGAAAAAAAUGUUACUGACAAUAAAAGCAAACUUUUCCCAGCACCAUCAGAAAAGAGUCAUGAAGAAACAGAUAGCACCAAGGAAGAAGCAGCUAAGAUGGAAAAAGAAUAUGGAACACUGAAAGAUUCCACGAAAGAUGAUAACCCAAGAGGAAAGACAGAUGAGCCAAAAGGGAAAACAGAAGCCUAUUUGGAAGCCAUCAGAAAAAAAUAUUGAAAUGGUUGAAGAAACACA
This is a messenger RNA of Lutra lutra (Eurasian river otter), 1609 nucleotides long. It is a transcript of the gene SCG3, whose product is annotated as secretogranin III. Gene Ontology annotation, biological process: protein localization to secretory granule. Gene Ontology annotation, cellular component: secretory granule membrane. The record is from RefSeq and is a predicted model, not a curated record. The transcript is spliced from 11 exons. Bases 329 to 1591 code for a protein of 420 amino acids. Lineage: Eukaryota; Metazoa; Chordata; Mammalia; Carnivora; Mustelidae.